This is a messenger RNA of Branchiostoma floridae (Florida lancelet), 1802 nucleotides long. Its product is annotated as extracellular tyrosine-protein kinase PKDCC-like. Gene Ontology annotation, molecular function: non-membrane spanning protein tyrosine kinase activity; ATP binding. The coding region runs from base 347 to 1525 and encodes 392 amino acids. Gene Ontology annotation, biological process: protein phosphorylation. The transcript is spliced from 7 exons. The record is from RefSeq and is a predicted model, not a curated record. NCBI's taxonomy places the organism in Eukaryota, Metazoa, Chordata, Leptocardii, Amphioxiformes, Branchiostomatidae.
GUUUUCCCAUCAAAUAUAGCAAUGCAAGCUGUUCUUCUACCUGAGUGUAUAAAAAUGGAAUCGUCCAAAAGAGGCGGGAAAUCUCGAAUCAGACUAAACAACAGCGGACGUCACGUCACACAUUCCUUUCUUCAGCAAAAAGAAGAAGACGUCUGAUUGGUCACUGAUUGUGUACUGCUGCCUGCGUCAUCGAACAAUUCGGGUCGCGCUAUCCAGUAUUUAAGGACAGUGACGUACGAAUCGGGCUACAGACGAGGUUUUGAAGGUGUAAGACAACCAUUCCGCCAGUCAUCAUCCUUGACUGCGACGCUUUACGCUGAUAUUGAGGUGUGCCAUAAACUCAAUCAUGGCCCGACAUCGUACCCUUCAUCAUGGUCACAGAAGGAAACUCUCUUUCAUAAUCCCUGUGCUUCUCGUGUACGUUUUGGUUUCCGCAUUUCUCGAUUUGACUUAUUCGGGGUACAUGGCGAAACAUGUGUCAGAUGGCGACAGCCAUCAAACAAUAACAACAACAGAGGGGACAAAUAUGACGAAACUCCUAUGGGAGGGGUUGUCUCGUCUUGAACAAAUGGACCAACAGCGAGCCAAUCUCACAGAAAAGUUGAAAAACAUCGCAAAGAUGGCCAAUGUGUCGGAGGAGGCGAUUGGUCCCUGGCUAUCACAGCUUCGUCCAAUGACAAUUGUCGACGCUCCCGCCGGUAAUCGAACCGCGCUUCUUACCUGCCAGGAUAUCGCGGAAAUUAGAAUUAGUAAUCCAAUGGGAAAAGGCGUUACAAAAGUUGUGGAAUUGGGGAAUUACCAAGGCCAUGGGGUGGCGGUAAAGCGAGUACUUCCGACUGUUAAAGAUGUGCGAGAGUGUAAAAGGACGAUCGAACGCAGCGGAUGGAACAAAUGUUUCGUUUUUCCCAACUACAAACUGUUGAAGGAGAUCUUGUUGCUCCAGCAGCUUAAACACCCUAACAUCGUACAGCUUCUUGGGUACUGUGUGCAAAAUGAAGAAACUGACGAAAAUCUGGCAGAACAUGGCGUCGUCUCCGUGACGGAAAUGGGCACUAAAUUCCACGUAGGAAGGGCGCGCAAGAUGGACUGGAAAAUGCGACUAAAGAUGGCGAUUGACCUUGCGAGUCUGUUGGACUAUCUGGAGCACUCUCCGAUGGGUUCUCUUCUAAUGGCGGACUUCAAGGUCGAACAGUUCGUGUGGGUGGGGGGCAAGGUGAAGUUGACUGACUUGGAUGACGUCAGCAACGUGGAACGGAAGUGCGCAGUGGAUUCGGACUGCUGGGUGGAUAAAAAGGAUGUCGGCGUUCCCUGUACCAACGGUUCGUGUCGGGGACUGAACGCCAAACACAACAUGAACGGCGCCUAUAAGACGAUAUUGAGACACAUAAUGGUUCACACUGGAACUGAGGAGACUGCCUUGAGAGAAGAUCUGAGAAGCGUGAGCAUCAGCGCCGCCUCUCUCCACUCAAGGUUACUGCAGCUGCUGGACAAGGAACUAGCUAUAGAUAGCCCUACUCAUAGAUAGUACAGCAAUCCGCGAAGGUUUUGUGGCCUUUCACGUAUCCAUUAUAUAUGAGCUGUAUUUUGUGAAUCAUGAUAUCAGACUGAGUUGAAAGAUAACCGACAGAAUGAGUGUGAAUAUAUGUGAAGCUACAUACUGUAGUUCAGGUUGUAGAGCUGAUUUGACUGUCGUAAUUUGCAAAAGGAAAAUUAAUCAAAUUACGAUCAAGACAUACGUUAACACCUUAUCUAUUGCAAUAAAUGAUAUAACUAGUCGCGUGGUUACCAUGGGAAAUUCUGUA